This is a messenger RNA of Zootoca vivipara (common lizard), 6418 nucleotides long. It is a transcript of the gene LONRF1, whose product is annotated as LON peptidase N-terminal domain and ring finger 1. Gene Ontology annotation, molecular function: metal ion binding; protein binding; ubiquitin protein ligase activity. The record is from RefSeq and is a predicted model, not a curated record. Lineage: Eukaryota; Metazoa; Chordata; Lepidosauria; Squamata; Lacertidae.
AGAGAGAUAGGGAGAGGAGAUUGGUGUGGUGGGGGGCGCGGACUAGGCGGGGCACGUUGGAGAGAUGGAAUCCGGACCUUAAGGUGUGGAGGGGGGGGGGAGAGUGCGAGGUGCGGUUGAGGGGAUUUGAAAAGAGGGCGGAGCCUCCCGCGAGCGCGCUCAACCCCCAACAACGUCCGAAAAAGGCUGCGCCUGUCGGAGGAAGGAGGGAGUUGGGGGCGCGCGCGCGCCCGGCCUCGUCAACCGCCAGCCGGCUCUGUCGUCGGUGCUGUUACCUCAGAGAAGCGGCGGCGCUUGGGGUCGCGCGCCACACCCCCUCCGGUGAGCCGGACGGAUUGGAAAUGGCGUCCUCGCCGGUUCCUGAGUCGGCCCCAGAGCCGGGGGGCAGCGGCACCCAUUCGGAGCGGGAGCUCCUGCUCCGUCGCGGGGAGCUCCUGGCGCUGGGCAACCACCUGAAAGAGGCUCUGGAGACUUACUCGGCGGCGCUGCGCCUGGGCUCGCCCAGCUCCCGCCGCCGCCUGGGCGCGCUGGUGGACUGCCUGGUGCUGCACUACCGUCUCCGGCAGAGCGGCGAGAGAGCGGGCGACGCGCCGAGGGAGGGCGGCGGAGGGAGAGCGGCGGCGGCGGCGGCAGUGGCGGAGGAGCAGCCGCAGGGGACCGCCGGCCGGGAAGACGGCUCCUCCGCGGGGCUCUUCCGCUGCCCCGGCUGCGAGGGCUUCUUGGGCGAGCCGGUGGUGGCGCCGUGCGGGCACGCCUACUGCCGCCGCUGCGUCCACGAGCACCUCCGCGCCCGCUGCCGCCGCUGUGGGGACCCGCUGGCUUCGUCGCCCGUCGCCGUCGCCCUGGGACACCUGGCAGAGAAGUGGUUCCCGGAGGAGUGCAAGAGGGCUCGCACCUGGCGGCGCCUAGGAGAGAUGCUCGUGCAAGGGCAGCUGCGGGAGGCCAGCGAAGCCGCCAGCCAGGCCCUCGAAGACGAUCCUAGUGAUUUGAUACUACGGGUUUAUAGAGCUGAAUCCUAUGCUGGCCUCCAAGAAUUUAAAUCUGCCCUGGAUGACCUGGAUGCUGUUACUGCUAAAAUGCCAAAUUGGUCUGAGGUCUACUUUCGGAGAGCAAGAAUACUUAAUAAUGCUGGCUCUAAAGAUGAUGCCUUACAGCUCCUUCUUCAUUGCCUAGCCCUUGAUGAAGAAUUUAUUCCGGCAAAACUAGAAGUUGAGAAGAUGCUGUGUGAUUUGUUAUCACCAGAAAGUGUGAGAAAGAGUCUGAAGGAAUCUGCUAUGAAUUCUUCGCAUGUUCGAAGUAAACCAUUUAUACAUGGUUCUGAAAUGGAAGAGUCCUGUGAAAAUUUACAGCACAGUUCAGAGCCAAAUUUAGAAAUGCAAGAGCCUGUUGGAGGAAGCCUGCAUCGUGCACAGUCUGCCCAUUCUCUCAACUCAACAGAAACAAAUGCCAAAGACGAUGGAUUAAAAAGGGUUUCUUCUGAACCUCUGCUUUCCAGCGAAGAGAAAGGUGCUUUAUUAAAAAGAAAGUGGUCCCUUUCAGAACAAGAUGUUAAAGUUAUUGAAGAUGGAAGGAAUAAACAUAAAAAACAAGGAGAAACUACAAAAAGGGAUGCCACCUUUCCAUUCAAUUAUGGACCAGUUCCAGAGGAUUUGAUUGAUGUUUCAGACUUUGAGUGUUCAUUGUGUAUGAGGCUUUUCUUCCAUCCUGUGACAACACCCUGUGGCCAUACUUUCUGUAAGAAUUGUUUAGAACGAUGUUUAGACCAUUCUCCUCAGUGUCCUCUCUGUAAAGAAAGCUUAAAAGAGUAUUUGGCAAGUAGACAAUAUAGAAUUACACAGCUGCUGGAAGAACUAAUAGUAAAGUAUUUACCUGCUGAGCUAUCAGAGAGAAAAAGAAUUAAUGAUGAAGAAACGGCUGAAUACUCAAGCUUGACCAAGAAUGUUCCAAUCUUCAUUUGCACUAUGGCCUAUCCAACUGUGCCUUGUCCCCUCCACGUGUUUGAGCCAAGGUAUCGACUGAUGAUUCGAAGGAGUGUAGAAACAGGGACAAAACAAUUUGGGAUGUGUAUCAGUGACCCUAAAAAUGGCUUUGCAGAUUAUGGCUGCAUGCUGUACAUUAGAAACCUUGACUAUCUCCCAGAUGGACGGUCUGUUGUUGAUACAGUUGGAUUAAGAAGAUUCAGAGUUCUGCAAAGAGGGAUGAAGGAUGGCUACUACACUGCAGACAUUGAGUAUUUAGAAGAUAUAAAGGUUGAAGAUGAAGGUGAGAUGAAGAAACUUGGAGUGCUUCAUAAUUUUGUAUAUAGCCAAGCUUGCAGUUGGUUCCAAAGCUUAAGAAACAAAUUUCGUAGCCAAAUACUUCAGCACUUUGGUCCAAUGCCAGAGAGGGAAGGAAACAUACAGGAAAUGGCUAAUGGACCCGCAUGGUGUUGGUGGCUUCUAGCUGUCCUGCCUGUGGACCCUAGAUAUCAGCUUUCUGUGCUGUCUAUGAGAUCUUUGAGAGAACGACUAAUAAAAAUUCAAGAUAUAUUGAUGUAUUUCUCUAGAGACCAGUCCAAAUGACUGACUGACUGGAUCUAACUGAAACAAUACUCUAUUCUAGCUGUAACUACAGCUGGAGUUCUUGCAGCAUUUGCACUUUUAGUACUGGUCUGAGAACUGUAUCAGAACUGCUUUCUUUCUUCCUUUAUUAAUCAGUUCUUCACAUGGGUCCCCUCAACUUGAAGGGCACCACUAAAAUUGCACACAGAAAAAUUAAAUCCGGAAAAAAACUAUGGGGAAAUUCUACUUUAUUUGCACUAUAUACAAGUGAGAAUGUAUCAUCCUCUGGUGUAUUUCCACUGAUUAGUUAAGAAGCAUUGGAAAGUGUAAGAUUUUAAAAUGUCCAAGUUUACAAUAUUAAGGAUGCAUUCAAAAUCUUGCAAAUCAGAACUUGCCUCCGAUACAGCACCCUGUUGCUAUUUGCACAAAGUAUUUAAAACGUAGUAUUGAAUGUUGCUAUAAAAAACUUCUGUUUUGUGAGUGUCUUAACUAUAAAUAUGGCACAAGUUAACUUUCUUGCAUACUUUCAAAAUAAAAAUGAUUGUAUGAAUUUGGAGCCAUGUUAAAGAACAAUUGAAAAAUAGGUUGGUCAAGAAGUUAUUGAAACUGUGAACACAUUACCUAUAACUGUGCAUUGUGAGAGACUGGAUUAGAUACAGAUGACUACUAGGUGACUCUUUGGAGUGGUUGCUUUGAGCACUAGUCUUUCCAAUAUAUAACGAAAAUAUGAUUUAAUGCACUAAGUAUACAACAGUGAUUCCUAAACUUCUCUGACAAAUGAGCAGAUUUGAAAAUACUAUAAGUGACUGCUUCUCUUUGCUCCAUGAGUCAGCUGCAGUUCACUCACCAUACCCUUCUAGGCAACUCAUGAAAGUUUGGGAACUACUGAAGCAUUGCUACAAAAGUUAAGGGUCUAACCAGUUUUUGAAAGUUCAAAAACAUUUGGUGCAAAUAGGACUUCCAUGCCUUAUUCAUAUCGCUAUUACACAGCAAUGCAAAGGUUAGCAUUCUGCUUGCCAAUAGGUACUUUUGUAGUUUUCAGUUUGUGUAUGUCUGACUUGUAUGUGAAAUCAUUUUGUAAAACUCUUGCUUUUGCUAAUAUUUAAUUUUCAAUAAACCUAAAACUUAUAUUUUUUUUAACUUACAACUAUUAUUUUUUUCUGUCUCUGUUGGGCUUUUUAUAUAGCACCUCUGGCCCUAAAGGAUAGUUACCAGAAACCUGAAUUGUUAUAUGUGGAUCACAGUAGUGUCCAAUCCCUACAGCUUGGCUAUGUUCUCUUAUUGGCUCAACAUACAAAAAAAAAAUGGGGGCGGGAAUGGAACAGUCUUUUGAUUCUGUUGUUGGUACUUCAUAAUCAUCAAGGACCUCUUCCUGUAUAAGCCCAUAUCAUUGUUUUAAGGUAUAUAUUUGAUCAAUAAGUACACUAUCCUGAAAUAUUAAGGCCACAUCCAUACAUAGCUUUGCUGCAAUCUGGGAGUCUUGGAACUACCGUAUUUGAGUGGCAUUCAGAGGACACACUUGAUGUUGAUGGAAUGAUCUCUUGGGAGUAAUCUCAGGAAAUGCAGGUCUCUGAAAAUGCAGUGGAAUAGAUUGGCGCCAACUUUUCUGGGUAAUCUGCAGUGAGCAGGUUCUAAGAACAAUUGCAGUUCUACACUGAUACAACCCCAUUUGCCAUCAUACCUACCUACUGUUGCAAGCAGAGAUUGAAAGAUAAAUUUGGGCUUAUUCCAGCAAGCUGAGUCAUGAUGUUAUGCCUCUUAUUGUUGGAAGACCUUAGAGGCAGGUACCUGGACCAGAUUUUUUUUAGUUCAUACAUUGUGCAGUUAUUUGUAUCGUUGCUCGGUAGAAUGAGAUUUUUACCUUUCACCAGUCUUAAUGGGUAAAGCCCUUUAUGACGGAGCAGGAGUGUAUGCUCCAUUUUCGAGUGCAUUGAAAUUCUCAUCCUAUAAUGUUGCUCUUAAUGGAGUCCUUUGCUACUGAAUGAGUUACCAUCAAAUAUUUCUAGGUGGCCACAUGCUAUUCAAUAGUAGGUGACAUGGAACAUGCUGUCAGCUGUGAUGGUUUCUGCUCCCUGUCUUCAGAAAGCUUAUACUUUAAUUCAAAGCAUGAUGGGAAAGAAGUUUAAGUGGAGCUAGGUAAGCAACUGCCUUGCCUUGCCCUUGCCAGCAGCUACAAUGCAUGCACUAUGGCUUAAUUCUUCUGUGGAUCUUGCUCUUGCCCCAUGCAUGUGAGCGGAGAGAUCAUGGUAGUUGCCUCUUAGUAGCCAGCAAGCCCAAUCCGACAUGUGGCCUUACCUUGUUGGGUCUAUUGCUCUGGACUCUCCACCCAUAGCACCCAAGCCUUUAAAAGCAUGUUUUAAAGUUUAAGGUCCCUGGUUAUAUGAUUCUUCUGUUGAGGCUGAGAAGAUUAAAAACAAGGCAGCCCUGAUGUUUGAGCAGACCAAACCAGUCAGCACUGAACCCUUCCUCCAGGUGGGCCUAUUAUGUCUGCACUGUUCCCGUGACUUCAAAGUCCCUCCACCACCCUACUGGGGACAGGAAGUGUCUUAGGUUUUGUUAAAGGAGGAUGCUACCAUGAGACCUGAGGUAAUGCAUCAUUUUGACUCUUCGGACUUCCGAUGAAUUUAGUAGCUUCUCUGCUGUUCCUGCUCCUUUGCCCAAGCAAAUUCCUCCUCCUGCACCAAUAGUCUCUGCAGCUUGCUCCCAACCAAGAGGCCCUACUGGGUUCUAUUUCCCCUGAGCUGUUGCAGGCUGCAUCACAGCCACCUCAGGUGUUGCCAGCUCAGUCUUCCUUACCUAUGGCCUCCCCAUCUCUCCCUAGUACCUCUCGGCUUGUGCACAAGGACAAGGAUGGUUCAGGGUGUGGAAUAUAAGGGUGUUCACAGUAUAAGCUGGUGAGAGCUGCAAGCAAUCUUCCUCACUCUUCAGGCUUUCAGUUGCAUUCUGGGUUUUGUUAGUCUAUUUGCCAAGCCUUGGUCCCUACAGUCAAUAGGACAGCAAAGGCAUAUCUGAAUAUCUUGUUUUUGACCAAAGGCCAAUCUCUUUCCCUCAGAAGCCCAACAUACAUAAGUAUAUAUUUUCUAAUCCAGGCAUAGCCAAACUGGUGCAUUCCAGAUGUUGUGAACUACAGCUGCCAUCCCUGAUAAUUAGCCAGGCUGGCCGAGGCUCAUGGGAGCUCUGAUCGAAAACAUCUGCAGGGUUCAACAUUGGCUACCCUUGUCCCAAGCACUUUUCCAAGGAAGCCAUUGCCAGGUGGACAGUGUAUUCAUAACCCUCUAAGAAGCAGGCAGAUUCUAGAGAGAUUUGAGAGAUGUGUGAUACUGAACAGCUAACAACUGCUUUCCUACUUGAUUUACACUACUGUAUGAUUUAAAAAAAUACACUAGUGAAAGCUUCUUUUAUUCCUAUUUGGUAAACACUUUCCCUCUGAAUACAGACUUCACAAUACUAUCUCUUGAAAUAAUGGCUAGCCUUUCCUCUGCAACAUUGUUGCAUGUUGAACAGGUUCUUAAUUAGAAUCUAGGUUAAGACAGUUGCUGUUAUUGCUAGCUGUUCAAUAGAAACUUUGAGAAUUAACAUUCUGUUCAGGAUUACAAAUCAAUACAGGUAACUAGCUCUGUUUAAUAAGCUAUUAAGAUGGUUCAGUUAAAAACUACUCCAUAAUACUUGUAACAUUUGUGAAGUUCUACAGCUUUCAGAAAACCAAAGAAUAACCUUAUGUGCUUGGAACCUGCAGACUCAUCUGUUUAUGACAGAACUGGUGAGUGUGUUCUUGAGUUAGAAAUGGUAUGCCAGAUUCUGAUAGCUGGCAGAACACAGAACGAAUAAGUGGUUUAUAAAUUGCACUCUCUCAUCUUUUUGUCAGCCUGCUUGAGCGA